Messenger RNA from Gekko japonicus, 1092 nucleotides. It is a transcript of the gene ADRA2C, whose product is annotated as adrenoceptor alpha 2C. The record is from RefSeq and is a predicted model, not a curated record. Gene Ontology annotation, molecular function: adrenergic receptor activity. Gene Ontology annotation, cellular component: membrane. Gene Ontology annotation, biological process: adenylate cyclase-activating adrenergic receptor signaling pathway. The annotation marks the transcript as partial. The transcript is spliced from 2 exons. NCBI's taxonomy places the organism in Eukaryota, Metazoa, Chordata, Lepidosauria, Squamata, Gekkonidae.
UCUUCUCCUCUCCCCCCUCCCCCCUCGCCCUACUCCCCGGCGGCGGCGGCCUCGCUGGCGGCGGCGGUGGUCUUCCUGAUCGUCUUCACGGUGGCGGGCAACGUGCUGGUGGUGCUGGCCGUGCUGGGCGGGCGGGCGCUGCGGGCGCCGCAGAACCUCUUCCUGGUCUCGCUGGCCGGCGCCGACAUCCUGGUGGCCGCCCUGGUGAUGCCCUUCUCGCUGGCCCACGAGCUGGCGGGCGGCUGGGCCUUCGGGCGGGGCUGGUGCCGGCUCUACCUGGCCCUCGACGUCCUCUUCUGCACCGCCUCCAUCGCCCACCUCUGCGCCAUCAGCCUCGACCGCUACUGGUCGGUCACGCGGGCCGUGGAGUACGGCCGCCGGCGCACGGCCCGGCGCGUCAAGGGGGCCAUCCUGGCCGUCUGGCUCCUCUCCGCCGCCAUCUCCUGCCCGCCCCUCUUCUCCGCGGCCGCCCCGGCGGGGGGCCCGGCGGCCGGCUGCCGCCUCAACGACGAGACCUGGUACAUCCUCGCCUCCUGCGUCGGCUCCUUCUUCGCGCCCUGCCUCGUCAUGGGCCUCGUCUACCUCCGCAUCUACCGCGUGGCCAAGCGGCGCGCCGCCGGCAGGAGCCUCUCCCAGAAGCAGCCGCGGCCCCCGCCGCCGGAGGAGCUGGAGCUGGAGGAGAGCAGCCCCUCGGAGAGGCGCAGCCGGGACGAGUCCCCCCGACGCGGCCAGCGGCGCUCCUUCGCCGCCCGCCCCGUCGACUUCUUCGCCUCCCGGCGGCAGCGGCGCGGCGGCGGGGGGAGCGUGGGCAGCGGCGGCAGCGUGGGCAGCCAGGCCCGCGAGAAGCGCUUCACCUUCGUCCUGGCCGUGGUGAUGGGCGUCUUCGUGCUCUGCUGGUUCCCCUUCUUCUUCAGCUACAGCCUGUACGGGAUCUGCCGCGAGGCCUGCCGCGUCCCCGAGGGCCUCUUCAAGUUCUUCUUCUGGAUCGGCUACUGCAACAGCUCCCUCAACCCGGUCCUCUACACCGUCUUCAACCAGGACUUCCGCAGGGCCUUCAAGCGCAUCCUCUUCGGAGGCAGCAGGAGGAGGAGG